Messenger RNA from Rhagoletis pomonella (apple maggot), 5220 nucleotides. Its product is annotated as brain tumor protein-like. Gene Ontology annotation, biological process: positive regulation of DNA-templated transcription. The record is from RefSeq and is a predicted model, not a curated record. Gene Ontology annotation, cellular component: chromatin; nucleoplasm. Gene Ontology annotation, molecular function: zinc ion binding; ubiquitin-protein transferase activity; protein binding. NCBI's taxonomy places the organism in Eukaryota, Metazoa, Arthropoda, Insecta, Diptera, Tephritidae.
ACCAACUUUUUGUUGGUAAAUAAAAUAAAUUAAAAAAAAAAACAAGUAAAAAAUUAAAAAAAAACGCGAAAAGGCGGAAAGAACGAGAUUAACUAGCCCAAGUGUGAGGUCAAACACGCGCUGCGUACUGAAAAAAAUCUCAAUCUCAACGACGCCCAUAAGAGGCUUCAAUUUGUGCUUAAAUCCGCUUUUGGAUUUUCGUGCGGAAAUAUAUAGUGCCAGCAGUGGCUGCAAAGAAGUCUGAAAAGGCGCCAUUUUAAAGCGAAAAUAAUAAUACCAAAAACAAAAUAAAACAACAAAUAAAUAUGAACAUUGCCAAUCGCUGAGCUGAAACCCUAAAAAUAAUCAAAUAAAAGAAUCCACUAAAUAUUCGUAUGCUUUUGGAGGAGACUAUUGAAUAUUAGUGGACGACGACAUCCGAAUUCGACGUAUCAGCUGGCGUGCAUACAUAAAUCUUCUAUUCUAUUAAGACUUUACUCGCAAAACAAGCCAUUUUACUAAUUGACGAUAUAUACAUAUACGACAAAUAUUUUUCCAGCGUUAUUUUGCAUAUUCUUUAUUGAAAGCCGUUUAGAAGCAACAUUGUUCCCACGUAUCCGAAACUUUUCGCGCAUUAUUCUUGUUAUCGCUUUUACUACUUAUAUAUAUAUACAUACACAUAAAUAUAUAUAUAUGUAUAUAUAUUCAUCGUUUUAGUUUAUGAAAUCGUGUCGACCUGGUCAUUUACAAACAUAUAUUCUCAUAACUUGAAAAGAUACGAGCGCCAUAUUUGUAUUAUUUUAAAAUUAAAAUAACAAAAAACCAAAGCCAAGCCCUUAAAACACAAAGGUAUUCAAAAAAAAAAAAAGGAAGUCACUCACAAAAUCAACAACAACAAACAAGGAUAUCAAAAUCUCUGAACAACACUAAUCAAACUUCAACUUGAAUAAGGGGAAAACCACAAAAUUUAUCUAAAAAUUUAAAAAAAUCCUAAAUAUAUAUCUAUUUAAAAGAAUACGGCAUUUGCCGCAAUUACCUAAAACCAAUCACCGAAACUCCAACUUCCGUUUUUGCCGCUGUAUAGUAAAAAAAAAAAAUACUUACAAACAUAGUGAAUAAAUAAAAAAUAUAUACAUAUAUUAAGAUUCACACACUUCACGGAAACUUGUGCAAUUUUGAACUCUUGCGCUUAAAUACACGCACGCUCUGCACGCAGACAGUACUGCGCUUAAAUCCACUCAAUUUGUCAACGAUCAGCGCGUGAACAUUUUGCCUACGCAGCAACGCUAAUUGUCCGAUUUUCAUAUUUUGAAAAAAAAAACUCAAACGUAAACGCCACUUAUGGCAUCCCUCGAGGAACAACCAAUCUCUACCAUCACCGCCAUUUCCACCUUUGAUCCGGCUACCACCAAUACCUCUGCUGAUAUCACCUCGACUACAUCCGAUUCUUCCGCCGGUAGUGCUGUUGCCACCGCCGCCGCCUCAAUUGCUGAUAUCUCGCUGGUGUCAACGUUGGAGUCGGAUUUCGGCAAAAGCACCUGUGCUGAAAAUCAACUGCUGCCCUCGGCUGCUCCCGCCUCCGCAGCCAUCACCGGUAACAUUUUAAGCGGCGGUAACAACUCUGCAGGCGGCUCCAGCGCUACGGCUACCGGUGUUGCUGUUAAUUCCAUCGUUGAGAAGCUUGUAAGUUCACUGACACUUGACAUGGACACUGAACCGCUUGGAAGUGGCAAUUCAACGUUGUCGUCUCGUGAGUUCAACGGCAACGUAGGUGCAACUACUUGCGAGCAUAAGAGCGUGUCAUCGCGUUCGUCUUCGCUUGCAGGCAAUAUGUUUAGUGAGGUGUUCGAAAAUAAGGGUAGCGAUUUGGAAUCGGGCUCGCUUGAGGAUUCAUGUGGUUCGUUGGGCGCUGAUGGCAUGGACAAGAAUUGCAAGAUUUGCAGCUCGCGCUUAGUAACUCCUCGUGUGCUGUCAUGCCUCCAUGUCUUUUGCGAAUCGUGUUUAGUAAAACUGAUCACAGACGAUUCUAACGGCAAUUCAUCAUCGGCUUCGUCAACUACUUCGACUGCAGGAGAGCUAAUGCCAUUGAAGCCUGUUAUCGAGUGUCCCACUUGCAAACAAGUAACUAUGGUCGGCUCCAAGGGCAUCGAAUCGUUGACUUGCGAUUAUAUCUUAACCAACAUUCUUGAUCUUUCCACCAUCGAAUCGGAGCAGUUGUCGUGCACUUCAUGCAAGAGUAAGGAGAAAGCUAUUUCACGCUGCAGUGAUUGCGCUAAUUUCUUGUGCGGCGGCUGUGAUAAUGCUCAUAAGUAUAUGCGCUGCUUUGAGAAUCACGAAGUUGUCAAGCUUGAGGACUUGCAGAAGGCUACAGCUGACAAACCAUUGACCAUCCAUAAGCCGCUUUACUGUAAUGUUCAUACUGCUGAAAAUCUGAAAUAUUAUUGCUUCAAUUGCCAAAUACCCGUUUGCAAUGAUUGUUUGAUUGCCGAUCAUAAAGGCAGUGAGCAUCAUUACGAUGUGAUCGCUAUGGCCGAAAAAUCUGUGCGCGUUGACGUAGAGAACUUGAUGAAGGAAGCCAAAUCAAAGGUGCAAUAUUGCGAUGCUGCCGCUUCAAAUCUGUCAAGCGCUCUCACUGAGCUCCAAACUCAACAUGAUUCGGCUCGCGCCCGCAUCGAUGAGACCUACCAAAACUACAAGAAGAUUUUGGAGAAAUGCCGGGACCAAUCGCUUACCGAACUUGGUAAAUUGCAUUCAGAACGUGAGCUAAAAGUAAUGGAUUUGCUUCAGAACAUUGAAAACACCAUGGGUAAAAUCGAUAGCACCUGCAAAUUUACAAUGCGCGUACUGGACCAGGCCAAUGCCGCCGAAUUUCUCUCCAUGAAGAAGCUAAUUAGUGCUCAGUUUAUAAAUCUCAUCAAUAGUACACCAAAGUGUGACAUUAACUACUCGCUGACAUUCGACACAAAAGCGGAGAAGUUCGAACAAGUCGCCCGGGAGACGUUUGGUAAAUUCCGCACUGAAUCGACACCACCCUCGCCGAAGGAGAGCACACCACCACCAACCUUACCCGGCAUGCCACCCACCAUGAUGAGCAGCCGCAGCGGUGGAAUGAAUACUUGUGGCUCGCAAAGUCAACUAGCCGGCGGCAGUUCAGUUACUGCUAGCAGCCCAAUAUCGCUGCCUACAUCCAUGCAGAGCUCUUUCGAUGGUGACUUCUCCGUACUCGGCAAUGGAUUUCUCAUGCCCAAUGUACUAACACCAGAUUCACCACCUCAUCAGCCGCCACCCACUUUGCAUCACCAAAUUUCGCAACAACAAGUACCACAGCCACCACCAACUCAGCCACCAAUACAUGGUGUCAAUGGUGUUCGGGGCUUUGAUAGUGGAGUUAACUGCGUCAAUAGUGUCGGAAUGCCAGGCUCGGCACUUGGAGGCGGAUUAAAUGCACUCACUGGUGGGCACGCAUCUUUGCAUGGCCACAAUCAAGGUCAAGGUCAAGCUCAUGGUCAUGGUCACGGUCAUGGUCACAAUGCUGCCGGCGUUAAUCCACUUAGUGGCGCUGGUAACAAUUUAAAUGUUGGUUUGAAUAGCAAUGCUUUGGGCAAUAGCAUAAAUGCAUCUCUGGGUCAAAGCCUAAGCGGUCUCAGCGGUGGUGGUGGCGGUAUGAACGGCAUGAACGGCGGACUUAAUACCACACUCAAUGCUGGACUUAAUGGUCCGUCAAGUGGGGCUGGUGUUGGCGGUGGAGCACCGCCACCAAGCGCUUACAACAGUAUUCUUGAAUAUAAUUUGUCCCGCCUUGCCAGCCUCACUGAGGCGACCCCAGAUGUUACUCUAAACGAAGCUUUAGUGGGCCCACCGGCUGGCGCUGGAGGUCACCACCAGGCUGUGGUACCGGCAUCGUCGUCGCAAAAUCAGCAAAUUUCACUAGCAGAUAUACUAUCGGGUGAUCAGCGCGCUUUUAAUAAUUUACAAGCGCUUGCAAAAAUGGGGCUCAAUAACAAUGAUUUUCACACAGACAUGAAUCAGCUUUUAUCGAGCGGAGCUUCACCCGGAAUUGAUUGUAUAUUACCAGAUUUCUGCCUACCCGCAGCCACAUCGCCCAGCCUCUCAACUCUAGGGCCACUCGGUGCUGGACCCGUCGACGAAAUGUCCAUUACAAAUUUUCAUGCUGGCGCCGCACCGGGCACAACCAACAUCGUUACCGGACGUAACAAAGCUACACCCAUGCAGAUUCGUUGCAAAUUUGGUUCACUUGGCACCUCAAAGGGUCAAUUUAAUUCUCCACAUGGUUUUUGUUUGGGCGUUGACGAGGAAAUUAUCGUUGCCGAUACAAAUAAUCAUCGCAUCGAAGUGUUUGACAAAACUGGCACACUUAAAUUCCAAUUUGGUGUACCCGGCAAAGAGGAAGGCCAACUAUGGUAUCCACGUAAAGUGGCCGUAAUGCACACAAAUGGCAAAUUUGUCGUCUGCGAUCGCGGCAACGAACGUUCGCGCAUGCAGAUCUUCUCAAAGUGUGGACAUUUUAUGCGAAAGAUUGCCAUUAGAUAUAUCGAUAUUGUCGCAGGCUUGGCCGUAACUUCAAAGGGUCAUAUUGUGGCUGUAGACAGUGUCUCACCAACAGUAUUCGUCAUAUCAGAGGAUGGUGAAUUGGUGCGUUGGUUCGAUUGCAGUGAUUACAUGCGUGAACCCUCAGAUAUUGCCAUACGAGAUAACGAUUUUUAUGUGUGCGACUUCAAAGGUCACUGCGUUGCUGUCUUCCAGGAGGAUGGUACUUUCCAAUAUCGCAUUGGUAAUGAGAAGGUCACUUGCUUCCCCAAUGGCAUCGAUAUUUCAAAUGCUGGUGAUAUUUUGAUUGGUGACUCGCAUGGCAAUCGCUUCCAUGUGGCCUGCUAUUCGCGUGAUGGUAUUUUACAAUCAGAAUUUGAGUGUCCUCAUGUUAAGGUUUCGCGCUGUUGCGGCUUAAAGAUAACUUCCGAAGGCUAUGUGGUCACUUUGGCCAAAAAUAAUCACCAUGUGCUGGUACUUAACACGCUUUACGUUCACUGAUCGCAGAUCAAAACCACAACUAGCAGUUGUAUCAGCGGCAGCAGCAAUAACAACAACACUACUGGGGGUAACGUAAGCAAUUUUCCAAUGAAUGUAUCCAAUGGAAAUGGUAGUGGCGGUGGCGUUGGCAGCAGUGGCAGUGCCUAUGAAAGCGUCAACUGCGGCAUUAUCGCAGUCAACAACGCCAUCAGC